Culicoides brevitarsis is the source of this 2680-nucleotide messenger RNA. RefSeq names its product S1 RNA-binding domain-containing protein 1. The record is from RefSeq and is a predicted model, not a curated record. Gene Ontology annotation, biological process: translation; nucleobase-containing compound metabolic process. The transcript is spliced from 4 exons. The coding region runs from base 150 to 2618 and encodes 822 amino acids. Gene Ontology annotation, molecular function: mRNA binding; structural constituent of ribosome. Lineage: Eukaryota; Metazoa; Arthropoda; Insecta; Diptera; Ceratopogonidae.
UAACAGAAUUUAAAGGACUUCAUACGUAAUUUUAUCCUUUUAGCGUCAUCCUGGCUCCCCGCAAGCGAAAAUUGAAUGAUGAUCCAGUGGAAACGGAGCCUGUGAAAGUUGUUGCCAAGAACGCAAUCAAGAAACGCAAAACAGACAAGAUGGGAAACAUAAUUUCAGCGGUAAAAACGGCGAUUGAAGGACCCGAGCCGCGCGCUCGAUCAACCACAACAGCAACAAAAGUCCAAAAACCAAAAGUGCCAAAGAUCCAUGUAACGAAGCAUGACAGAGUCGCUGCCUGGGUGAACGAAAGUGUUUCACCUGAACGCGUCCUUGCACCCAAAAUCCACGAUACGGGCGAAAUUUCCAGCUACUUGAACGAUAAAUACGGGAAACGACCUUGGUCCAAACAUGAACUCCUUGCAGUUUUGGAAAACCUUCCUUUGUCUCAAGCACAUUCCAUUUGUCAACUUUUCGACGAAGACAACUCAAUUCCUUUCCUGUGUCGUUACCGAAGAGAUUUAAUUGGACCUGAAAUUGACGCCGAACGCCUACGUGACAUCAAAAACACGUACAAUCAGAUUCUAGCGAUCCGCGCCAAAGCAGAAUCGGUCAUCAAGAAGUUGGAGAGCAAAAAUGUUCUCACGCCAGAAAUUAAAGUCGAGCUCCUUUGCGCAAAAACUUUGGACCAAGUCGAUCAUUUGUACGAGCCUUAUAAGGAACGCAAGAACUCCGCUUACGAAAAAGCGGUUGAGCUCGGUUUGGAAGUACAUGCCGUUAAUAUGCUCCGCGGCAGAGGUCCUCCCAUGAAAUUUGAGACUUUUGUCAAUCAAUCGAACGAAUCGUUGAGCACGACGAAAAAAGUCGAAGAUUUCUUCAAAAGUGUCAUUGUUCAUGACAUCGCAAAGAACCCAGAAGUGCUUGAUCAGUUGAGAGAUCUUCAAUUAACGCACAAAAUUGAGCUGACCUCCACUGUGGUGAAGAAAAAAGAAUCUAAAGACGCGAAUUCUAAGGGAAAAAACAAGGAUCAAGACCACAAAUUUGAAAAUUACUUUGAUUUCAAACAAAAUAUCGCCUAUUUGAAGCCACAUCAGAUCCUCGCCAUCAAUCGUGGCGAAAAUUUAAAGAUUCUCAGUGUCAAAGUCGUGCCCAGCGAUUAUGUGAAACGAGAUUUGCUGCGAUUCACGCGAGAUUUGUACAUGAAAUCCGGCACGCAUUACAUUCUCCGCACAAAUAUGUUCGAUAUCGCCUUCGAAGAGGCCUGGAACAAAAAAUUGUUACCAUUAGUACAAAGACAAGUGCGAUCGAAUCUUACAACGACCGCCGAACAGCAGUCGAUAAAAGUUUUCGCAUCGAAUUUGAAGCAACUUCUCUUGAUGGCGCCCGUCAAAGGUGAACCCAUACUCGGAAUUGACCCGGGAUUCAGUAAUGGAUGCAAAAUGGCUUUGAUUUCUGAACGUGGCGAUGUCCUUGAAACAUUUACGUUGUAUCCGUUUACCAAAAAUGAUAGACAAUCUGAGGAACAUGCCUUAAAAAUGGCAUCGGCCAUGAAUCGUCACAAUUGCAAACUGAUUGCUCUCGGAAAUGGAACUGCUUGUCGUGAAACGGAGACUUGGAUCACGAAUUUGAAGAGCAAGGGAGUUUUACGAUCAGAUGUUCGUUAUUGUAUAGUUUCCGAACAAGGAGCUUCAAUCUAUUCCUGCAGCGAAACAGCGAAGAAAGAAUUUCCAGAUGUUGAUAUUAACAUAAUUUCCGCCAUUUCCAUCGCGCGACGCUUAAAUGAUCCAUUGUGCGAAUUCGUCAAAGUUGAUCCAAAGAGCCUAGGUGUCGGAAUGUAUCAACACGACAUCAAUGCAAAGGUCCUCUCCGAAACGCUGGAUGAAGUCGUCAUCGAAUGUGUCAGCUUUACCGGUGUCGAUAUCAACACAGCGAGUGUUGCCCUCCUCAAACACGUUGCCGGUCUCACGGAGAAGCGAGCUAACCAAAUAUUGGAGUAUCGAGCGAAAAAUGGUCCCUUCAAAGCCCGCCAAGACGUCAAAAAAGUAAACUUAAUUGGUCCCAAAACCUUCGAGCAAUGUGCUGGAUUUAUCAGAAUUGAUCCUGCCACCGCUGGAAUUCGCAAAGAUCAAUAUUGCGUCUUGGACUCGACAACCGUCCAUCCCGAAAGCUACGAAAUUGCCGAAAAAAUAAUUCGAGAGUGCCAAAUGACCGUAUCGGAUAUUGGAACACCAAAGUUUAUCAAGGCGAUUAAGGGAUAUGCGAAAAGUUUGGAUCCCCAGACGUUCUCGAAGAAGUAUGGCGUGCCUUACGAACGACUUGUGACCGUGUUUGAGAGUUUGGAAAAGGAGCUGUUCCAUGAUUUUAGAAUGGAUGUCAAUAAUAAGCCGCUUUUCAAGUCGGGAUUGACAAAAAUGACAGAUUUGAAGGAAAAUACGGUGGUUUCGGGAGCCGUAACGAACAUUUGUGACUUUGGAGUCUUUGUUGAUAUUGGUGUCGAGUGUAACGGCCUCAUCCAUCAGAGCAAAAUGAACGGAAUGAAGGUUAAAAUUGGUGAUAAAGUGGAGGCGACUGUUUUGAGCAUCGACGCGAAUCGAAAUCGGAUCGGACUUGCCUUGAAAAGUAUUUUGUAAGAAAAAAUGUUGACAAUAAAGUGUUUCUUUUUUUACCUUUUUUGAUAAAUCUUACUAUUUUU